AUGACGUCGAGGCUAAAAAACUUCACGUUCUCGUCGAAGCGCAAGAACAGCAACAAUUCGACCAUCUCCCAAACGAUUCCGUCCUCUGGGAACACCUUUGUCCCCCCGCCUGCCAGUACCGCCUCCACCAGCCCCCCACCGCCCUCAUCAGCUUCAACCACCAGUCUCCCCAUGAACGCGCAAAACCCGCAAGGCCGACCUCCCAGUUAUACAUAUGCCGGCCGGACGAGUCCCAUGCCGCCUCCGCCGCUGAACACAACGGUGCAGCCUGGUCAGUAUGCACAACAACCGCCUGUCGCCGCAAAUCCUCCGGGGUAUGGCUAUCAACAACAACCGGGACCGGCAUCACAGCAAUCACAACCGUCGCAACCACUGCAUCAGCAUGGUCUUUCGUCUGCGCUAGGCCCUGCGCAGGGUCUGCGUAAUCCAGCCGCCGAAGUUGAUGGAACAAACAGGAAUAAAUCGCAGUUGAUUGUGGGUAUCGACUUUGGAACUACCUUCUCUGGCGUCGCCUAUGCGUUUGCGACUAACAACGAGGCACGAGAAGAUAUCAUCACUGAAUGGCCCGGCGCUGGCACCCACACAAAACAAAAGAUUCCAACAGUCCUUUACUACGACCAGUACCAAAAAGUUGUAGGAUGGGGUCCCGAUAUCGCAGACGCCCUGGCUCAUACCGGUUACCCAAAACAAGGAGUGCAAAAGGUUGAAUGGUUCAAGCUACAGUUGAUGUUGUCGGGAAAUACAUAUAUUGAUCCUAUCAACCUGCCACCCCUUCCUCCCGGUAAAUCGGAGAUUGAUGUCGCCGCCGAUUAUUUGUUCAAGGUGCGACAGGCAAUGCGCGCACAGCUUCAAAAGACCUUGGGUGAGGUCUUUAAUCGCGAAGAGCGCAAUAUUCGCUAUUUUUUGACUGUGCCUGCUAUCUGGAACGAGGCCGCCAAAGCAGCUACUCGAGCGGCUGCUAUUCAAGCUGGUUUCUUGCGCGAUGAAAAUGACAAUCGGUUGACUUUGAUCACGGAGCCUGAAGCUGCUGCCAUGUUCUGCGCCAAGACUGGUCUGUUAAACCUCAAGGUCGGCGACGCUAUUUUGAUUGUGGAUUGUGGUGGUGGUACCGUCGAUUUGAUCGCAUACGAAGUCGAAGAGGAGAAUCCAUUUACAGUUGCUGAAUGCACAGCUGGAUCUGGUGAUUCGUGUGGUUCGACCGCUCUCAACCGCAACUUUAGCAAUAUAUUACGGGCUCGAAUUCGCAAAAUGAACCUUCCCGAUGGAUCGCGUACAGCUGGACGAGUCUAUGCCAAAUGUAUCAUGGACUUUGAAAACAGAAUCAAGGCAGAUUUCCGCAACAACGGUCAGAAAUGGGCUGUGGAUGUGGGUAUUGAAGCGGAUUACCCAGAUGCAGGUAUUGAAGAAGGUUACAUGACUUUUACCAAUGAGGAGAUUCUUCAGUGUUUCGAGCCCGUUGUGAAUCGUAUUUUGGAGUUGGUGAGGAAUCAGAUUAUUGCUAUUCAAGCGCAGAAUAGGCUCUUACAGAACGUCCUCGUCGUCGGUGGCUUCGGCGCUUCCGAGUAUCUCUUCCAACAGAUCAAACUACAUGUGCCACCUCAAUUCCAAUCAAAGGUCGUGCGUCCAAUGGACUCUGUUGCUGCUAUCGUCAAAGGAGCUGUCACAGCUGGUAUUGCAGAACGCGUUGUCACUCACCGUGUUGCCCGUCGACACUACCUCAUGGCUACUCUGCAGCCUUUCAAGGAGGGAUAUCAUCCCGAACAAUACCGUGUUCCCAGUUUAGAUGGCAAGGAUCGAUGCAAAUACACUCGACAGAUUUUCGUACAAAAGGGUGAGCGUGUCAAGAUUGGCGAGCCCGUCAAAGUCAGCUUCUUCCGUCAGGUCGCCCCUGGAGCGACAUUGAUGUAUGAGGAUAUUUUAUAUGCAUGCGACGAGGACGUCUGUCCAGAAUAUGUCAAGGAUCCUCGUAUCAAAGAAGUCGUCACACUCACCUCAGACCUCUCACGCAAAAACCUUGAAAAAGACUUUGAGCGCAUGGACACUCCCAACGGCACAUUCUACCGCGUAUAUUUCGACAUUUACCUAACCCUCGAUGGAUCCGAAUUCAACGCCGAACUGGUCUGCCAAGGCGAAGUCAUGGGCCGCUGCACGGCUCGAUUUAAGUAG
This is a messenger RNA of Talaromyces marneffei, 2166 nucleotides long. RefSeq lists its product as uncharacterized. The record is from RefSeq and is a predicted model, not a curated record. The coding region runs from base 1 to 2166 and encodes 721 amino acids. The transcript is spliced from 3 exons. Lineage: Eukaryota; Fungi; Ascomycota; Eurotiomycetes; Eurotiales; Trichocomaceae. Gene Ontology annotation, molecular function: ATP-dependent protein folding chaperone; ATP binding.